UAUACCCAGUCACAAAGUGUUAAGGCAAGCGUGUCCAUAAAAUAAUAUUUACGAAUGAUACCCGUUUCAGUCUGUUUACAUUUUUGUUCGACGAUUCAAUACAAUAUCAAAUUGGAAUAUAGAAAAAGUACAGUGUUAAAAUAUGCUGUGUAAAAGUUGCUUUUCAAUAUAAAAGAUGUCCUAUUCAAGAUGUAGAUGCAGUGAAUUUUUAGCGUUGUAAAGGAUGGGUCCUCCGAAGAAAAGUACUGAUGAUUUAGCGAGCCUUCCAGAUCUUGAUGAUACUAUAUUACUGGAGGAAUUACAUCAUAGAUACCGGAGGGAUUUUAUUUAUACAUAUAUAGGAGAUAUCUUGGUGUCAAUCAAUCCGUAUAAAACAUUACAAGGUCUCUAUGGGGAGGAGUUAGGACACAGGUAUGGGAAAGCGAAAACAUUAAGUGAGCUGUUACCCCAUGUAUAUGCACUGGGAUCUCGUGCCUAUCAUAAUGUACAGAGACAGCAGGGGAACCAGUGUGUACUGGUUAGUGGAGAAUCAGGGGCAGGUAAAACAGAGAUUACUAAGAUGUUGGUGGCUCAGAUAGCCAGGUUAUCUCAAUGGAGUGGGGACUACUUUUUGCAAGAGCGAAUAAUCGAGGUGAAUCCACUUCUAGAAGCCUUUGGUAAUGCCUGUACUGUGAUGAACAACAACUCUAGUAGAUUUGGUAAACUCAUAGAACUUAUCUUCUCAGAGGACGGGAGUCUGCUGGGUGCCACUAUAACAGAGCAUAUGCUGGAGAAAAGUCGGGUUGUACGGCAAGGUCAAGGUGAGAAAAACUUCCACAUCUUCUAUAACCUCAUGUGUGGAUUCACUCCAGAAGAAAGGCAACGAUACUUUCUUGAUAAACCAGAAAAAUACAGGAUCAUAGAUCCGGGUCAUGGUGCCCCAGUUAUAGCCAGUGAGAUAGAUUAUGACGGGUACCGUGAAGGAAUGGACAAUAUGAGGAGGAUCAUGCCCAUUGUUGGCUUUACUAGUCAAGAUAUGGAUGUAGUGUUUGCAUUACUGGGUGCUAUAUUACACCUGUGUAAUAUCGAGAUGGCAGUCGAACCUGAAUCAGAACAAGUGAUGGUGAUGAAUGAGGAGGAAAUUGAUUUCGCUGCAACCUUACUGUCUGUACAAGCAGAAGAUUUAAUCACAGUUCUCAUGGCAAAUAUUAAUUGGGUUAGAGGUGAGCGUAUAGUUUACAUAAAGAGUUUAAACCAAGCGGUAGAUGGACGGGAUGCGAUGGCUAAGGCUUUGUACAGUAGACUAUUCUCCUGGAUUGUUCAGCAGAUUAACUUUAUGCUUCAUGAAGAUGAACAAAGGGAAGGUGAGAGGUAUGUUAUAGGCAUCUUGGACAUGGCAGGGUUCGAACAUUUCCAGGUGAACAGUUUCGAGCAGCUGUGUAUUAAUUCAGCCAAUGAGAGGCUACAACAUUACUUUAACGAGCAUAUUUUCUCAUUGGAGCUGAGAGAAUAUCAAGCCGAAGGAAUCAAACAACCAAAAAUAAAGUUCUCAAAUAAUGAUGAACUGCUGAAUUUACUGUUCCAGAAACCUAUGGGACUUUUUUCCCUCCUAGAGGAAGAGUGCUUGUUGGCCAGGACUACUGACAUGUCAUUUAUAGACAAGUUAAACAAACAGAUGUCAAAACCAGACCUCUACAAGAAGUCCAAACACAGGGAUCCAGUCUUUGGAAUUGUUCAUUAUGCUGGCUUGGUAACAUACACAGCUGUAGGAUUUCUUGACAAGAACAGAGAAAACUUAUCAACUAACAUGCAAAGUUUGAUGGAAAACAGUAAAAAUAAUCUGGUCAAUGAAUUGUUCUCGGCCAAAGUUCUUAAUACUGGAACACUAGAUUUGAGAAAUGGUUCUGGGAAAAAUAAGUGGCAGAGACCAGCUUUCAACCAGCCACAGAAAAGACAAUAUGCUCCAGGGGACAGCCUUUCUAGACAAGCUGGAAGGAAAAUAAGGCAAAAAAUGAAAGAACAAAAGUCAUUUCAAGACAUUCCAUUUACACCAAACCCUAAUUCAGCAAGUGCUCAUUUCAAGAAUUCUCUCCAGUUGUUAGUAGACAGAUUGAAGACGUGUGAGCCACAGUUUAUUAGAUGUAUAAAACCAAAUCAUCAGAAAUUACCAAACAGUUUUGAUACAAGACUGGUGUCCGAGCAGUUGAAGAGUACAGGUGUACUUGAAACCACGAAAAUCCGGAAAUCGGGCUAUGCCGUUAGAUUGCCAUUUGAUGUGUUCAUGAAGAGAUACCAGUAUAUAGCAUAUCCUAUGACAGCGUCUCUAGAACCAAGUUCUAGAUAUUGUAAUGUUAUAAUCAAGUGUGCCAAAUUAUCCGAUGUUCAGAUCGGUUUAUCCAAAGUGUUCUUAAAGUACUGGCAGAGCGAUCAUCUAAAUGCUAUAAUGGAUGAUAUCAUAGGGCGCGUUGUACGAGCACAAGCAAAUAUACGUGCAUGUCUUGAUCGGAGAAGGUUCUUGUACCAUUUACGUAUGUCAAAACAAGACGCCGAUGAGGUCCAAGUAUUGUCAAACUACAUAGAUCACCAUGGAGACCAGUUCUUUCAGACAAUGAUGACACAAGAUCAUCAUGACGUUUCUAGGGCAACCAGAGACAGGCUUGGCAGGGAAGUGUUACAAUCGCCUAUGAAUGGUUACUAUGGUAACCAGGGAGAUUCUAGACUUCCAGAUGUGUUUUCACCCAGUCCUAUAAUUCAAGGUGGAACAGUAGGCUUUUAUAAGCAUAUUUUACAACAAGUAUUGGAUAGAUAUCAUGACCUUGACCCUGAUGUGUGGUGUAAGAUGUUUUACAUGGAGUAUGACCGUCCUGUUGCCAAGUUUUAUAUCUGUGAUAAAGAAGUUUAUAUAGAUGGAUCGUAUGAAGAAUUUGAUGGCAAAAGGAUAGGUCUUGGUGCAUUUAAGAAUCCACAACGUGAUGAAGUUACUGAUAAAAUCAGGACUUAUAUUGGAAAGGGUAUUCGUAUUAUAAAAGAAGCAGAUGGUAGUUUAUCUGCGACAAGAUACGGGAAGAACGACAUCAUAGUGAAAGGUUACCAAUAUCCAGCAAGCCAUUGUCUGUCAGCAGACGUCAUCGUCAACCAAGGCAGACUUCCUUUUGAUCAAAAUGUCAAGAUAUUUGAUAUGGAAGAAUUAAAGAGUCAUAUAGGUAUAUCUAUGAGAGGCGAGGCAUACGACAGAGAACGAUUACUAAUGUUGUCAAUAUGUGGCCUUAGUUUUAUAGAAGACAAGGAAGAUGAUCCUUCUACACCCAUGCUGGCCUGGUAUAUAAACUAA
Ruditapes philippinarum (Manila clam) is the source of this 3310-nucleotide messenger RNA. RefSeq names its product myosin-IIIb-like. The record is from RefSeq and is a predicted model, not a curated record. NCBI's taxonomy places the organism in Eukaryota, Metazoa, Mollusca, Bivalvia, Venerida, Veneridae. Gene Ontology annotation, molecular function: cytoskeletal motor activity; protein binding; ATP binding. The transcript is spliced from 25 exons. The coding region runs from base 224 to 3310 and encodes 1028 amino acids. Gene Ontology annotation, cellular component: myosin complex. Gene Ontology annotation, biological process: regulation of DNA-templated transcription.